This is a messenger RNA of Alternaria alternata, 761 nucleotides long. RefSeq names its product 40S ribosomal protein-like protein S19. NCBI's taxonomy places the organism in Eukaryota, Fungi, Ascomycota, Dothideomycetes, Pleosporales, Pleosporaceae. The record is from RefSeq and is a predicted model, not a curated record. Gene Ontology annotation, cellular component: ribosome; cytosolic small ribosomal subunit. Gene Ontology annotation, molecular function: structural constituent of ribosome; RNA binding. The transcript has 5 exons. The coding region runs from base 45 to 491 and encodes 148 amino acids. Gene Ontology annotation, biological process: ribosomal small subunit assembly; translation.
CCUCUCCCUACCCCAACCCGACAACCCGAUCAAAUACCGCCAAAAUGCCCGGUGUAGGAGUCAAGGACAUCGAGUCCCACAAGUUCGUCCAAGCCUACGCGGCUUUCUUGAAGCGCCAGGGAAAGCUUCCCAUUCCUAGCUGGGUUGACACUGUCAAGACAAGCCACUCCAAUGAGCUCCCUCCCCAGGACAUCGACUGGUUCUACGUCCGCGCCGCUGCCGUCGCCCGCCACGUCUACAUGCGCAAGACUGUCGGUGUAGGCCGUCUCCGCAAGGUCCACGGAUCCACCAAGAACCGCGGCUCGCGCCCCUCCCACCACGUUGACGCCUCCGGCUCCGUCGACCGCAAGGUCAUGCAGGCUCUUGAGAAGAUUGGUGUCCUUGAGCAGGACGAGGACAAGGGUGGCCGCCGCAUCACACAAUCCGGCCAGCGUGAUUUGGACCGUAUCGCCCAGACCACCCUCGAGGCUGAGGAGGAGGAUGAAGAGUAAAUGUUUCCAUAAUGCAUGUGGCAGGGAUGCGACAAAAGCACUGUCUAGCAUUUGAUUGCGGGACGGUUACGGAUCUACACGGUUUACGGCUUAUGGCGUUGAAGACAUGACUUCGCUGGGCCUGCAUUUAGCCUAGGAUAUCCAAUGACACUGGGCUUGGGCCUUAAAAGCAAGAUGAUACCCCUCUACCUCGACGACUGUGUGCAAUAUUUUUACUAUCGUGACUUUGCUCUAUUGACGAUGUUAGCUAAUUGACAUUCGUACACAUGA